Messenger RNA from Trichoplax adhaerens, 1464 nucleotides. RefSeq lists its product as uncharacterized. Gene Ontology annotation, molecular function: protein serine/threonine kinase activity; ATP binding. Bases 1 to 1464 code for a protein of 487 amino acids. NCBI's taxonomy places the organism in Eukaryota, Metazoa, Placozoa, Uniplacotomia, Trichoplacea, Trichoplacidae. The record is from RefSeq and is a predicted model, not a curated record. Gene Ontology annotation, cellular component: preribosome, small subunit precursor; cytosol. The transcript is spliced from 18 exons. Gene Ontology annotation, biological process: maturation of SSU-rRNA.
AUGGAAGAUACAUAUAAAUUAGAAAGAAAUGAUCAUCAACAGGAUGAUGAGAGAUUCCAAGCUGAGCAUGAAGAUGACUACGAACAGUGGGAUGAAGAAGAAGAUGAAGAUUUCGAAAUAGAUUGGACCCGAUCUAGUGAUUUGACCAAAAAGCUUAACACUUCCACUAAUUUUAAGCCAAAGCAAAAAUCGUACGGAAAAUAUGCAAAUCGAAUUUGUUUAGAUAAACUUGAUGUCACUUUAUCUAAGGAAGCCGCAAAUUUGGUUCUAGAAACAGAAAAGAGAAAUUCGUCUUCUCGACUGCGUGAGAAAGAUAAGGCUGAUCGAGCUACUGUUGAACAGGUACUCGAUCCGAGGACAAGAAUGAUCCUUUUUAAACUACUUGACCGAAAUAUCAUAAGCAGCAUAAACGGUUGUGUUAGUACAGGGAAGGAGGCUAACGUUUAUCACGCAUCUGUUAAUAAUGGAGAAGAAAGAGCAAUAAAGAUCUAUAAAACCUCAAUAUUAGUCUUUAAGGAUCGCGAUAAAUAUGUUAGCGGAGAAUUUAGACUGUAUACUGCUGAGAUUCCUUGUCCAAAACCACUAUUACUCAAGAGCCAUGUUUUACUUAUGGAGUUUAUAGGAACUAAUGGAUGGGCAUCUCCAAGGUUAAAAGAUGUGCAAAUAUCAGAAAGCAAAGCUAGGGAGUUAUACAUGCAGUGUAUUAAUAUUAUGAGACGAAUGUACUGGAAAUGUAAAUUGGUUCAUGCUGAUUUAAGUGAAUUUAAUAUUUUAUACCAUAAAGGUAGCUUAAUCAUAAUUGAUGUAUCACAGUCAGUGGAACAUGAUCAUCCGCACGCUUUGGAAUUUUUAAGAAAGGACUGUUCGAAUAUAACUGAUUAUUUUCGAAAAAGACAAGUUUGUACAAUGACUGUUAAAGAGCUUUUUGAUUUCAUCACUGAUCCUAAUAUCACGGAUGAUAAUAUUGAUGACUAUCUUGAAAAGGCUCAAGAAAUUGCAGCUGCCCGUGGAUUUAGUGAAGCUCAUCCGGAAGACGCAGUAAAUGAGGAAGUGUUUAUGCGUACCUUUAUUCCCAAUAGAUUAGAUGAAGUAGCGGACUUUGAAUCUGAUAUUAUGAAAGUACAAUCUGGGGACACCGAGGAUAUUCACUACCAAACCAUCACAGGUUUAAGAAAAGAUCUUAGUGGUCCAUCGCAGGAACCAUCAAUCCUUACAGAACAAGCAAUCGAAGAUGAUUCGGAAGAUAGUUCAAGUACAGAAUCUUCGGAUGAUAGUGAUACUGAAACAGUCAGAUCCGCGAAAGAAGAAAAAGGUCCAAAAUGUAAAAGGAACGAAGAUAAAGAUAGCAAAAGGGAACGAAAGAAAUUAGCGAAGGAAGCCCAGAGAGAGAAAAGAAAAAACAAAACUCCGAAACACGUUAAGAAAAGGAAAGAAAAGGUUGCUAGAAUGAAGAAAGGAAAAUAA